Rosa chinensis is the source of this 822-nucleotide messenger RNA. RefSeq names its product putative pentatricopeptide repeat-containing protein At1g31840. Gene Ontology annotation, molecular function: protein binding. The record is from RefSeq and is a predicted model, not a curated record. NCBI's taxonomy places the organism in Eukaryota, Viridiplantae, Streptophyta, Magnoliopsida, Rosales, Rosaceae. Bases 1 to 822 code for a protein of 273 amino acids. The transcript has a single exon.
AUGACUGUGAUCGAGGACAUUUUCUUGAAAAAACAGUUUGAGAUGCUUGGUGACUAUGGAUCCCUUAACAAUUAUGCGAUUUUGGUGUUCGAUUCUAUGGCGAAUUCCGGCAUGCCUGACGAAGCCAAAGAGCUCUUUAAGCCUCGCUCUGAGUUGGCCGUGCUGCCUGAUGUGGCUGUCUUCACCAUUGUCAUUCGAUGCUAUGCCUAUGCUGGAAAGACCAAGGCUGCUCUCAGGGUGUACCACCACAUGUUAGCCAGUGGUGUCGCCCCCGCCUCGGUUACUUACUCUAUACUCAUCACGGCACUUGCAAAAGACUCACCUUCUGAUGUCACUUUCGUUGGGUAUGCCAAGAAGUACUUUUUGGAAAUGUUGGAUAAGGGAAUGAAGCCCCAUUCUGCCUCCUACACGACUGUGUUCGACGCCAUUGCCUGCCGGGAGUCAGUGGAGAAGGCCAGGGAGUUCCUUGAGCAGAUACAAGCAAAGGGGUUUGUCCCUGAGUCCAAAAAUUUUCAGUUUGAAGAAACCCACCUUGCAGAAGCAAUGAAGGGAAUGAAGAUGUAUGAUGAUCUUGUCAACAAUACCACCGACAAGAAUGUGCAAAAAGUAUUCCGCACGUGGCGCACCAAGCCGGGUUGCCUCUACAAAAAUUCGUUGAAGAUGUACAAGGCUUUGAUUGAGGAUGGCAGUGCAGACCAGGCCAUGGAGCUUUAUAAGCGCGUUGUUGAGAUGGGUAUACAGCCCAUGGUUGUAGUCCACACCUCCGUUAUUGAAGCCUAUCUCAAGUUUGGCAAGACCAAGGGUGCUCUGGGGGCGUACUAG